AUGUCGUCGUUUGAAAUAGUUUUUGCCGUUCCUAUGGAAUGCCAAUCAUGUGUUGAAUCAGUUACCGAUGCCCUCAAACCCAUUUCUGGACUUGAAUCUGUUGACGUUCAACUUGAUUCCAAUUUAGUGGUAACUAAGGGUACUACAUCACCAUCAGAUAUUGUCCGAGCUAUUCAAAAUACUGGUAGAGAUGCUAUAAUUCGUGGUACAGGUAAGCCUAAUUCCGCAGCAGUGUGUAUCCUUGAAUCAUUUGAUCCGAAGGAUUCAGCUAUGCCUGUUAAGGGAUUGGCUCGUAUAGUUAGUGUCAAUGAAAAGGAAUGUGUUAUAGAUUUAACUGUGAAUGGAUUACCAAAGGGGACAUAUUAUCCAUCAGUCCGUCAACUGGGUAAUUUAUCCAGAGGUGCAUUAUCUACAGGGGGUUUAUAUUGUCAAUUACAACCUGUUGAAGUAACUCAACCAUCUGAUAUUUCUACCACGAUCAAUUCCAUAGGAUCUGCUAUUCAUAGAGGACUCUCAAGUAUUGGACUUUGUUCUGGACAAAGUUUCCUUCAUGCUCCUAUGAAUAUAUCGGAUAUCAUUGGCCGGAGUGUUAUCUUGUCUUCUAAACCCAAUACUGUUACGGAGGACUCGCUUUGUGGGGUCAUUGCCAGAAGUGCUGGUGCAUGGGAAAACGAUAAACAAGUGUGUAGUUGUACAGGCAAGACUGUGUGGCAAGAACGUACUGAUGCUGUGAACAAAGGUAUCACUGCCUAA
Molecule: messenger RNA, 753 nt
Organism: Lizanozyma spartinae
Lineage: Eukaryota; Fungi; Ascomycota; Pichiomycetes; Serinales; Debaryomycetaceae
Gene: CCS1
Product: copper chaperone
Exons: 1
Coding region: 1-753 (250 amino acids)
Biological process (GO): removal of superoxide radicals
Cellular component (GO): cytoplasm
Molecular function (GO): superoxide dismutase copper chaperone activity; copper ion binding
Source: RefSeq, a predicted model, not a curated record